AUGGAAACUUAUUUGGUUUCAGUUGAUCUUAAUGUAUGGAAUAUCAUGACCACAAAAUACGUUGAUCCUUCUACUAUACCCAUCGAUCCUGAUGCUAUGACUCAAUAUGAAUUAAAUUCUAGAGCUAAGCAUGCUAUCUUGUGUGGUCUCACCAAGGACGUUUUUGUAAAAGUCAUGCAUUGUGCUUCUGCUCAUGAGAUAUGGAACAAACUUGAAACUAUUUAUCAACGGGAUGCUAAAGUCAAAGAAUCUAAGAUUCUCACACUCAAAAAUCAAUUUGAGUCUUUGAGAAUGAAAGAAUAUGAGACCAUUGAAAGUUAUUUUCUUAGAAUAGAUGAAGUUGUAAAUUCUAGAAGAGGUCUUGGUGAAACUAUUGAUGAAAAAGAUGUUGUUAGGAAGGUCAUUCGAACCCUAUUACCUAAAUUUGAAACUAAAGUUUCCACCUUAGAAGAAAAGAAGAGUUUCUCCACAAUGACUCUUGAUAACUUACAAACCACACUCACAACCUAUGAAAUGAGGAUAGGUAGCAAUCCUUCUACUUCAAAAGAGACUGCUUUCAAAGCAAAAAAAAAGGGAGAACCUGAUAGUGAAUCUGAACUCUCUGAUUCUAUAGAAGCCCUACUUGUUAGAAAAUUGAAAAAUAAGUAUAAGGGAGAAUUGCCUCUCAAGUUCUUCAAUUGUGGCAAAAUUGGGCAUUUUGUUGCUCAAUGCCCUCUGAGUGACCAAAAAAGUGAUGAAACCUUGUUUAUGGCAGAGUUAGAAACCUCUUCAGAGAAAGACACAGUUAACAAAAUAGAAAAUAAACUUAAUGACUUGGAUCAAAGUGAAGUUGAUCUUGAAGGAGAGUUACUUUGUGCUCUCAAAGAAAUCAAGAGAUUGAAGAAGAUUUUAGCUUCUCAUGAAAGCUCAAAUCAGAUCUUACUAGUUGAGUUGAAAGACUCAAACUUGGCAACUACAAACCUGAAAUCUCUUCUUGAAGAAAGAGAAAAGAAAAUUGAAACCUUAGAACAGCAAACAAUAAAACUGUAA
This is a messenger RNA of Cryptomeria japonica (Japanese cedar), 1029 nucleotides long. RefSeq lists its product as uncharacterized. The record is from RefSeq and is a predicted model, not a curated record. The transcript has 2 exons. Bases 1 to 1029 code for a protein of 342 amino acids. Lineage: Eukaryota; Viridiplantae; Streptophyta; Pinopsida; Cupressales; Cupressaceae.